Durotheca rogersii is the source of this 1527-nucleotide messenger RNA. Its product is annotated as carboxylic acid transport protein. Lineage: Eukaryota; Fungi; Ascomycota; Sordariomycetes; Xylariales; Xylariaceae. The record is from RefSeq and is a predicted model, not a curated record. Gene Ontology annotation, biological process: carboxylic acid transport; transmembrane transport. The transcript is spliced from 3 exons. Bases 1 to 1527 code for a protein of 508 amino acids. Gene Ontology annotation, cellular component: plasma membrane. Gene Ontology annotation, molecular function: carboxylic acid transmembrane transporter activity.
AUGGCCGCCAACGGUAACGAGCCCGCAGACCCCAUCGUAAAGGGCACUCUCGCGACUGCGAAGCAAUCGUGGGGUGAUCUCUUUCGAUGGAAGCAGAGGGUCCUCGUUACGAACGAGCUCGGCGAAUCUCACACAGAGUGGCAGUCUCCCGAGCCGUUCAAGAAUCCCAUCUCUCUUCUUAGGCAGCUGAGUGGGAAGCAGUGGCUCUACUUUCUUGUCGGUCUCUUUGCCUGGACCGCCGACGCCUUCGACUUCCACGCCCUCUCUAUCCAGACCGUCAAACUGUCGAGGUACUACAAUCGGUCCAAGACCGACAUCACCACGGCCAUCACUCUGACACUGCUCCUGCGGUCUGUUGGUGCCGCCAUCUUUGGGCUCCUCGGCGAUCGAUUCGGCCGAAAAUGGCCCAUGGUUGCUAACAUGAUUGUCCUCGGCCUAUUGCAGAUUGCCACCAUCUUCAGCGUUACAUUUGAACAAUUCCUGGCGGUUCGAUCGUUAUUUGGUCUAUUCAUGGGCGGCGUCUACGGCAAUGCGGUGGCCAUGGCGCUCGAGAACUGCCCGACGGACGCACGUGGUCUGAUGAGCGGUAUCCUACAGCAGGGCUACUCUCUCGGCUAUGUCUUCGCCGCGUGUGCGAAUCUUGGUGUCGGCGGCGCGACGGAUACAUGGAAAACUGUCUUCUGGAUCGCUGCCGGCCUCUCCAUCCUUGCUGGUCUCAUACGUUGCUGCUUCCCGGAAUCGAAACAAUUCAGGGAGGCUAAAGCAGCCGGCCACCAUAUCUCCGCUGGCGACUUCUGGAGGGAGACGAAGUCGAUGCUUGCCCAGGAGUGGCGUAUGUGUAUCUACUGCAUCAUCCUCAUGACCUGGUUCAACUACUAUUCGCAUACCAGCCAGGAUAGCUAUACCACAUUCAUGCUGUCAUCCAAGGAGCUCCCCAACGACGCCGCCACCCGUGCUAGCAUCCUCAUGAAGACAGGGGCAUGCGUAGGCGGUACCAUCAUCGGAUAUCUUUCCCAGUUCAUCGGCCGUCGCAGGGCCAUAGUGGGUGCUGCUCUGCUUAGCUGCUGCAUGAUUCCGGCUUGGAUUCUCCCCAACACGGAAAGUGGCCUCUCCGCCUCGGGCUUCAUGAUCCAGUUCUUCGUCCAGGGCGCCUGGGGUGUUAUACCGAUCCACCUCAACGAAUUGUCGCCGCCGGCCUACCGAUCGAGCUUUCCGGGGAUCACUUACCAGAUUGGAAACAUGAUAUCUUCGCCGUCGGCCCAGAUCGUCAACGCCAUAGCCGAAAGCAGAUUUGUCACCAGCAAGAGCGGAAAGCUUGUCGAGGCCUAUGGUCCAACCAUGGGAAUUGCCACGGCUAUCAUCGCCGUUGGCAUCAUGGUCACAACUGCUUUGGGACCGGAACGCCGUGGGCGGUCCUUCGAACACGCUGGGCCUGCUGGCGCCAAUAUCCGAACCGACGACGUCGAGAAGGCGGCCGUGGAUACCGUAUCGCUCGCCGACUCGAAAGUCACAAAAGAGCAAGUAUAG